Messenger RNA from Paramuricea clavata, 758 nucleotides. Lineage: Eukaryota; Metazoa; Cnidaria; Anthozoa; Malacalcyonacea; Plexauridae. The record is from the annotation of a GenBank genome assembly.
AUGGCUGUGAUUGAUAAACAUGCCCCACUUAAAAAGAAACGUAUAGGGAAACGAAAGUCUCCCUGGAUUACUUCACAUGUAGUUCAGAAAAUUCGCGAAAGAGAUUAUCUAAAAAGGCAAUUCGAUAUUACACGUGACGAUGAAAUUUGGUUACAAUAUAAGAAAGCUCGAAAUGAAACUAACAACACUAUUAGGCAGGCUAAACAUAACUACUUUAUCACUAAUAUUGAGGCUGCACGAAAAGAUCCAAGGAAAACUUGGAGACUAGUCAACGAUCUGAACUCUCGUAAAGUGAGUUUUACUCCUAUCUGACAAGUAACAACUUACUGUCGAACUAUCAGUCAGGGUUUCGAGCAUCAUAUAGUACCGUUACAGCUUUAUUAGAGUCGACUAAUAACUGGUGCGUAAAUAUUGAUAAGGGCAAACUUAACGGAGUGAUCUUUAUUGACCUCAAGAAAGCUUUCGAUACAAUUGAUCACGAAAUUCUUAUACGUAAACUCAAGUGUUAUGGUGUGGAUGACAAUGCGCUAUCGUGGUUUAAUUCCUAUUUAGGCAAUCGAAAACAGAAAUGCUACGUAAAUGGCAAACUCUCUGGUAGUCGUUCUAUCUCCCAUGGAGUUCCGCAAGGCUCUAUUAUAGGCCCACUUCUGUUUUUGAUCUAUAUCAAUGACUUGCCUAACUGCUUGAACGAGGGUUUACCUAGAAUGUAUGCUGAUGACACGACAUCAGCAUGCAAAGUAAUAAUCUUUCUGAGCUAG